Calypte anna (Anna's hummingbird) is the source of this 5104-nucleotide messenger RNA. RefSeq names its product ABI family member 3 binding protein (gene ABI3BP). The record is from RefSeq and is a predicted model, not a curated record. Gene Ontology annotation, biological process: positive regulation of cell-substrate adhesion; extracellular matrix organization. Gene Ontology annotation, molecular function: protein binding. The transcript has 50 exons. Bases 65 to 4288 code for a protein of 1407 amino acids. NCBI's taxonomy places the organism in Eukaryota, Metazoa, Chordata, Aves, Apodiformes, Trochilidae.
AGCUGCAGCACUUUGGUGUGAUACCUGUCAGAAUCAUUCCCAGAGCGAGGUUGGGUUUGUGACCAUGAUGUCAAGAUUGGUCUUUCUCCUUUUCUGUGGAUAUAUUGCACUAAACCUGGGAAAGGCUCAGAAAUUGCCAAGAGUGAAAAGACAGAGUCUGAAAGUUCAGAUCAAUGCAACAGAUGACACCGUUUGCAUGAGGUAUCUUCGUCCAAGUCAAAACACCAGACUGGAAGGUUUUGUCCUGGGUUAUGGAAGCAGCUUCUUCUCUAAUCAGUACAUUCCUUUACCUUCAGAUGGAAAAACCUCCAUAACAGAACUUGAUGCAGAGCCACGGUAUUUGGUUUCAGUAAGACCAGCACGCGUUUCAAAUAACAAGAAAUCUUGUUCAGGUCGGACCAAGACUCAAAAGCCUCUGCAGCUGGUAGUUGGCACUCUCACCCCAACCUCUGUGUUCCUCUCUUGGGGCAUCCUAGUCAACCCUCAACAUGAUUGGACAGCAACAAGCAACUGUGCUAGUGACAGGUUUUAUACAGUUCGCUACAGAGAAAAGGGUAAAGACAAGAAAUGGGUUUUUCAGCUCUGCCCAGUUACAGAGACAGUGGUGGACAAUCUGAAGCCAAACACACUCUAUGAGUUUGGAGUUAAAGACAACGUAGAUGAUAGUGUUUGGAGCAAGACUUUCAAUCAUAAGACAAUUCUCUCUAGUAAAAAAGUAAACGGGCAGCUCCAGAAUAUGUACAAGUUGGUACCUAAUUCCCAAACACAGCUUACACUGCGUGAUAAUAAGAAGUUGGUCCCUGUCACAAUAAUCAAACAAGUUAUUCAAAAUCGGACACAGUCAAAAACUACAGAUAUUUCUUCUCUGCCAGGAGCAAUAUUAGUGCACCUUAUUGUCCCAGGUCUCAAUGAAACUCAGCAGAAACUUCCUCCUCUCCUGACAAUAGAUGACAUACCUCAAGCAUCUAGGAAAAAACUGGCUAAGAAUGAAACUGGAGUAUGGCCUGCUGAAUCCAAAACACCAGCAGUUCAAGAAAUCUCCCCACAGUCCCUACCUGCUCAGACUGAGAGAAAGCGUGGACCUGAGGAGUUUAAAUCAACGUCUAAACCCGAAUUGGUGCAAACCCAAAGCAUACUGGCUCCUGGGGAAAAGCAGCAUAUUUCUCCAAGAUCCACAAUGUCAGCUAUUCCAGAAAUGUCACCAACAAAACCUGCUACCCAGGCACCAGGUAUAAAAUUCACAUCCCCUACCUCUAUGGAAACCCAAGGAAGCGUGAUAGCUAUUGAUGAAAAGCAGCACAUUUCUUCAAGAUCUGAAACAUCUGGCAUCCAAGAAAUGCCAUCAACUCUACACGCUCCCCCAAGACCAGUCCUGGAGCCCACAGCUGUUCCUUCUCUGGAAACCACGAGGACAGUGAUGGUCACUCAGAGACCAAAGCCGAAAUCUACUUCUCCUUACCCUGCUAGCCAAAGACCAAGGAAGGCUACUCGAAGACCAAGGCUGAAGACCACCACUCCUUCCACCCUGACAACCCAGCAAACUGUGAUGGUUACAAGUUCAGCUGACCUGGAAAAAUCUGUGCCUCUGCUUCCCAGAAUACCUCAUGUGCUAACAACAACUAUGGCAGCAACAAGUGAAUCCAUGCUGGAAUCUUUCACACCUAAAACUCGUCCUUUUCAGUCGCCAAGUUUACCACUAGCUCCAAAAGAAAUACCACUUAUUCCUUCUAAACUGAAACCAUCUCCUACCUCAGAAGUACAGGAUGUGAAACCUGCCCAUAAACCACCACAUUUGGAGCGUAAAACUUCUCAGGCCUUUGAACAACCAAAAGCAACUCUAGCUCCUAAAAAAGAAGCAAAACUCCCACCUUCUACAUCUAAACCUAGACCACCAGCCAGAACCAAAAAGCCACGCACUAAACCUGCAGCAGCUAUUCCGGUGUCAGUCACCACUAGGAUUCCCUACACCUAUGAACAUCCAAAGACUACAAAGGUCUUGGAACCUAUUACACUUAGAACUGAAUCACCAAGGUCAACGAUAGCACCCAAGGAUCCACAACGUAUUCCUUCUAAGCCUAAAACAUCACCCAAACCUCAUGUCCCCCAGGCCAAAGAGGUUCCAAAAGAAAUACAGCGUGUCCCCUCCAAGCCUAGAACAUCACCAAGCUCAGAAGUGCCACAAACCAAACCUGUUCUGGAACCAUUUACAUUUAGCACUGAGAAACCAAAGGCAACAGAAGCUCCUAAAGAAACGCGUCAUAGGCCUUCCAAACCUAAAACACCAACCAGUCCACGUGUUCCUCCAACUAGAGCAAGUCCAAAAGAAAGCCGGCGAGUGCCUUCCAAGCCCAGAACAUCACCAAGUCCAGAUGUAUACCCCACAAAACCUGUUUUGGCACCUACUACAUUUACAGUUGAACAACCAAAGACAGCAACAGCUACUAAAGAAUCCCAACGUACUCCCUUUAAACCUAAAGUAGCUCCCAUCCCAGAUGCUCCACACAUCAAGUCUGAAAUCAUUCCAACCUAUCAUGAACCACAUACUACUGAGAUUCCUCAUAUUCCUGAACGAACAAAGGCAACAUUGGCUCCAACUGAAAAACAGAUCACUCAUAGAAAACCUAAACCAUCUGACAAACAGAGAGUGCCACACACCAAACCCGCAAUCCAUCAGACAACUCCACAACCAAUUUUUACAAAAUCUUCUACUACCACUGAGUAUUCAAAGGCAACAAUGGCUCCAAAAGAAACACCAUUCAUUCCUUCCAAAUCCAAAAUAUCUGUCGGGCCAGAAGUACCACAAACUAAGCCUGCUUCAAGGGCACCACACCUGGGAUCAAUUAACCUUAUAACAGUUCAUGUUGUUGAUGGGUCCAAAAUGACUUUGGUUCCCAAUGAAACUUACCAGAUUUCACCCAAGCCCAAAACUGCUCUAACAACUGAAAUUCCAUGGUUCGACAAAGCGCCUCAUAAACCACAUCUCACUUCUGCAAGACCAAAGCCAUCUGAUAAAUCACAGACCAGACCUGCUCUUAGUACAACCACACUAGCACCACCUAGAACAAAAGCACAUGGACUACCAAAGUGGACUCUGCCAACAACAGAUGAUGUAUAUGCACCUGAGGAUAUUGACAGGCAUAUUGGCAUGGAUGUGAAAAAACCUUUUGAAUACAGGGAUACCUGGGAAAAGCCUGUUUCUGUAACUACAUCACCUGCCCCUCAGCGUCCUCCAAUACCCCCUGUCAAGCCUACACAAAUGAGAAGAAAACCUCUGCCUCCAAACACCGUGACUGGUAAACCAGGGAGUCCAGCUAAACCUGUUGGACCAACAGCACCUGUGAGGACAGGAACAUCAAUUAAGGCACCAACAGCUUUUGCAACUCCAGACUAUGUUGAUGCAACUGUCUUCAGCUCAAGUCCUACAUCAGAAACAGAUUCUUCAGGCAAACCAAGGUAUCAAGCCCCCCAUGUCAAGUACAUGAAGAAAGAUGAUGAUGUGCCUUGCUCUAUCACAAGCUCUCUUGAACAUUUUCCCCAAGAAGAAACUGGUAGUAAGGAAGAGCCUACUCGUCCUCCACAAAAUCCUCCAACCAACCUCACAGUGGUGACUGUUGAGGGCUGUCCAACUUUUGUCAUAUUGGACUGGGAAAAACCAGACAAUGACACUGUUACUGAGUAUGAGGUGGUGUCAACUGAAAAUGGAGCAAGUGAUGGUGGAAAAGAGAAAUCAAUUAUCACUACAAAUCAAACCCAUUCUACUGUGGAAAACCUAAAACCUGACACAAGUUAUGAAUUCCACGUGAAACCUAGAAACCCUCUUGGUGAAGGUCCAAGUAGCAAUGUUGUGACAUUCAGUACUGAAUCAGCGGACCCAAGAGUGAGCGAGCCAAUUUCAAUGGGAAAGGAUGCUAUCUGGACUGAAAUCCCAUUUGAUUCAGACUCCUAUUCAGAAUGCAAAGGGAAACAAUAUGUAAAGAGGACUUGGUAUAAGAAGUUCGUAGGUGUGCAGCUGUGUAAUUCUUUGAGAUACAAGAUAUACCUCAGUGAUUCACUUACAGGAAAAUUUUAUAACAUAGGAGACCAGAGGGGCCACGGAGAAGAUCACUGCCAAUUUGUAGACUCAUUCCUAGAUGGGAGGACAGGACAGCAAGAUGAUCUACCAACCAAAGAUGGAUUUUUCAGGGCAGUCCGUCAGGAACCUGUCAAAUUUGGAAAAAUAGGCGGGGAGACUCACAUUAACUAUGUCCGCUGGUACGAGUGUGGAACGUCGAUACCUGGGAAAUGGUAGAUGCAACUCCAACUUGCUGAGAAGGCCCAGCACUUCCCACCCCCCACCCGACUGCCCAAGGCAGGACGAGAGAUGGAAAUGCCUAUGGUGUGCCUGGCACUUAUGUAAGGUUGCUGAUGUGCAAGGGUUUAUCCGAGUCUAAUGCCCAUACUGCAUUAAUUGUGUAAUAGUGUAGGCUGCUUACUGUAGUUAUCCAGUUUUUACAAAAUUUGUUCUUCGAUUAAAAAAAAAAAAAAUCCCAAAGAGGCUAGGGACAUGUUGUAGGAUAAUGUAUAGGGAAGCUGGCUCCCUAUUCUUGAGGUAUGGUUUAUAUGGUAUUUUAAAAGAUAUGGUGUGUAUAUUAUUUAUCACAAUGUUGUAAUAAAUGUUUAAGGCACAGUUAUGGCAGAGUUGGUUGUGGAAUGCAAUGUGCGUUAGUUUUUAAAUAUUCACUGGUCUUCUUAUCCCGUGCCAUAAGCUACCUGUCCAGAGAGAUCUGUCUGUAGUGUCUCCCCAGUCAGAAAUUACAGAGAAGAGCCUACAGGUUUUAAUAUGCUGCCACCAGUAAACUUGAAGCGCUUCCUCCUUACCUGUACACACAGCUCAUCCUCCUGCCAAAAUGCUGAGGUCAGUUGCUAUACGUGCACGUUUACACCAUCAGGUUGGUGGCAGGUUUUUUUCCAUGUUUGUUUUCAAAUGCUUCAGCUCCAGAAAAACGGUGUGUUCAGCCUGUUGCUGCAGAGUUAGAACCACUGCCCCAGAGCUGGGCAGGAGUUGGCUGGUGGGUUUGGUUCCCCCCAGUAUAAGCUGACACAUACCCAUGUACAUGGAAAAAAA